AUGGCUGCUCUCGCAAAGCGUGAAUUCGCCGAACUUGCCCUCGAUGGAAGUAACUUCCUUACUUGGGUACUUGAUGUUGAGAUUCAUCUCACAUCUACUGAUCUGCAAGAUGCAAUAAAAGAAAAGUCUACGUGCACUACAACCCAGAAGGCAAAAUCAUUUAUUUUUCUCCGUCAUCACCUCAACCGUAAUCUAAAAAAUGAGUACCUGAUUGAAAAAGACCCUUAUGCCCUCUGGAAAUCUCUGAAAUCUCGUUUUGACCAACAAACAUCAUUGGUCUUACCCCAGGCCCAAUAUGAUUGGCUCAAUCUCCGAUUCCAGGACUUUAAGUCCGUGACUGAAUACAACUCUGCUUUACACAAAAUAGUGUCACAACUUAAACUCUGUAAGCAGAAUGUCUCGGAUGAGGAUUUGAUUGAAAAAACUUUGUCCACAUUCCAUGCAAACAACCUUGUGCUCCAGCAGCAGUAUAGGGCUUAG
Ipomoea triloba (trilobed morning glory) is the source of this 480-nucleotide messenger RNA. RefSeq lists its product as uncharacterized. NCBI's taxonomy places the organism in Eukaryota, Viridiplantae, Streptophyta, Magnoliopsida, Solanales, Convolvulaceae. The record is from RefSeq and is a predicted model, not a curated record. Bases 1 to 480 code for a protein of 159 amino acids. The transcript has a single exon.